Molecule: messenger RNA, 2283 nt
Organism: Lepus europaeus (European hare)
Lineage: Eukaryota; Metazoa; Chordata; Mammalia; Lagomorpha; Leporidae
Gene: POLA2
Product: DNA polymerase alpha 2, accessory subunit
Exons: 18
Coding region: 333-2135 (600 amino acids)
Biological process (GO): DNA replication initiation; DNA replication
Cellular component (GO): alpha DNA polymerase:primase complex
Molecular function (GO): DNA binding
Source: RefSeq, a predicted model, not a curated record
GCUUUGGCGGGUAUUUUGCGACUCCUCGGUGCCUUCAGAGGCGCUCUGCGGGAGCCUGUGGGAAGCAGCUCGGUUUUGUUUGUUUAUUUAUUUAUUUUUUUGUGAGAGCGGCCUCUCCAGGCUCCCAGGCCUUCCCUUCGGGACGCUCAGGGGCUACUCCCGCGUUUUCUUUUGAAAAAUAAUUUUUCUGUGACUUGAACCUGGGGCCUCCCGACGGCGUGAGGGCUCGGGCCGCUGGGUUCCGUCCUCUCCCCGGCCCCCGAGGGACCUAGACCUGCUCGCCCGGCUCCGCGCCCGCGGGCGUCCGCGGCUCGGGGCGGAGCUGGGUGGCCAUGGCGGCGUCGGCCCAGCUGCUGGCGGAGGAGCUGCAGAUCUUCGGCCUCGAGUGGGAGGAGGCCGUGACCGAGAAAUUGGCCGAGCUUUGUGUUCUGUAUGGACAGAGUGAGGAGGGAAUGGUAGGCGAGCUUAUAGCCUUCUGUACCAGCACGCGUAAGAUGUGCGUUACCUCCGAGAUUCUCAACUCUUUUGAGCAUGAGUUUCUGAGCAAAAGGCUGUCCAGAGGCAGAGCCCGGCAGGGUGUCUCCAAGGACAGCGAGCACGCCGGCGCCAGAGACAUCGUGUCCAUCCAGGAGCUAAUUGAAGUGGAGGAAGAAGAGGAGACCCUUCUGAACUCUUACACCACACCCUCCAAGGGCUCUCAGAAGCGAGCUAUCACCACCCCAGAAACCCCCCUGACGAAAAGGACUGUGUCUGCCCGUAGCCCCCACCAGCUGCUUUCACCGUCGAGUUUCUCUCCAAGUGCUACGCCCUCCCAGAAAUACAACUCGAGAAAUAACCGAGGGGAAGUGGUCACCUCCUUCGGCUCAGUGCAGGGGGUGUCUUGGUCUGGGGGCGGAGGCGCUGGAAAAGUCAGCCUGAAAGUCUUGGGGUAUCCGGAGCCCCUCACCGCGAGCUACAAAUCCAUGUUUCAGAAGCUCCCAGACAUUCGAGAAGUUCUGACCUGUAGGAUAGAAGAACUCGGCAGCGAACUCAGAGAAUAUUACCAGAUUGAGGCGUUCACCCCCCUUCUCGUCCCAGCACAAGAACCUGUCACUCUGCUGGGACAGAUUGGCUGUGACAGCAACGGGAAGCUGAACAGCAAGUCGGUGAUUCUUGAGGGGGACCGGGAGCAUUCCUCCGGCGCUCAAAUCCCAGUGGAUUUAUCCGAGUUAAAAGAAUACUCUCUGUUUCCUGGACAGGUUGUGGUUAUGGAAGGAACCAACAUCACGGGUAGGAAACUUGUUGCCACCAAGCUCUACGAGGGUGUGCCGCUUCCAUUCUAUGAGCCCACAGAAGAGGAUGGGGAUUUUGAGCAAACCAUGGUCCUGGUCGCCUGCGGACCAUACACCACGUCUGACAGCAUCACGUAUGACCCCCUGCUCGACCUGAUCACCGUCAUCAACCACGACCGGCCGGACGUCUGCAUCCUGUUGGGUCCCUUCCUGGAUGCCAAGCAUGAACAGGUGGAGAACUGUCUCCUGACAAGUCCGUUUGAAGACGUGUUCAAGCAGUGUCUGCGUACGAUUAUCGAAGGGACGAGAAGCUCCGGCUCCCACCUCGUGUUUGUGCCAUCGCUCAGAGACGUGCACCAGGAGCCCGUGUACCCGCAGCCACCAUUCAGCUACCCUGAGCUGGCUCAGGAGGACAGAAAGCGAGUGCGGUUCGUGUCCGAGCCCUGCAGCCUGUCCGUCAACGGAGUGAUCUUUGGUUUGACGUCCACGGAUCUGCUGUUCCACAUGGGCGCCGAGGAGAUCAGCAGUUCUUCCGGAACUUCAGACAGGUUCAGCCGGAUACUCAAGCACAUCCUGACCCAGAGGAGCUACUACCCACUGUACCCUCCCCAGGAGGGCACCGCCAUCGACUAUGAGAACUUCUACGCCUACGCACAGCUGCCCGUCACACCGGACGUCUUCAUAGUCCCGUCAGAGCUGAGGUACUUCGUGAAGGACAUCCUUGGCUGUGUUUGUGUGAACCCCGGGCGCCUCACCAAGGGCCAGGUGGGAGGCACCUUCGGCCGCCUCUACCUCAGGAGGCCGCCCGCGGGCGGGGAGGGGCGGCAGAGUCCCUGCGCCGCUGUCCAGGUGCUCAGGAUCUGAGGGGGGCUCUCGCCCCUCGGCCCUGGCCAGACUUCUCCUCUGGGGGGCGUGGCCGGGGCUUGGUCACGCAGGCAAGGAGGCCCGGGUUUCCUGCGAGGAUCAACCACCCACACAACUUCCGGGUGAAUAAAAGUGAGUCCUGGUGUGU